Messenger RNA from Lontra canadensis (Northern American river otter), 3721 nucleotides. Its product is annotated as up-regulator of cell proliferation-like. The record is from RefSeq and is a predicted model, not a curated record. Lineage: Eukaryota; Metazoa; Chordata; Mammalia; Carnivora; Mustelidae. Gene Ontology annotation, molecular function: GTP binding. Bases 269 to 3199 code for a protein of 976 amino acids. The transcript has 6 exons.
GGGCCCCGAGCGCCCGGUGCCUGGCCGGCGCCCCCGCCCUGCCCUGCGCAGCUGUUUUCCACUUGCUCGCGGGGGAGCGGACGCGGGGCUCUCCCCCAGGGGCGCAGCCCGAGGGUCCCCGAAGGUCGCGCGCGAGGGCAGGGUGAGGCCGCGCGCCCGCCAGGCCGGGUUUGCGGGUCGGGACACGGGCCGGCCGGGCCGCGGGCCGCUAGGGGGACAGCCCGGGUCUGACAUCACCGUCUUCCACCGCCUGGGCCUCGGCGCUAAAAUGUGCUUUCUUCAGGAAAACAUGGUGACACACACCGAGCUUGUCAUUUCUGAAAAAAUCCUUUCUUGCAAAAUAAAACCUCAGCCAUUAAUUAUAAUUAGUUUUUGCUUCCAUAAUCUAACUAGUCAUGCGAGCUGGAGACGACAGUCCACAGAAGAGGGAAAUGCGUUUCAAGGUCAUUGCUUCAGCCGGGUAGAAGUGGAAUUACUGGUCAAAGGACGUGCAGAUUUGGGAGAAGUGGCCCCAGAAAUAAAAGCAUCUGAGAGACGAACAGCGGUGGCCAUCGCAGAUUUGGAAUGGAGAGACAUGGACGCAGACGACUAUGGUGCAAAUGAGGCUCAGGACAGUGACUUCCCAGCAGUGGAGAGGAGCAGGCUGCGGGAGAUGCUGUCGCUUCUGGGCCUGGACACCUACCAGGCCCACAAGCUCAGCCUCCAGGACUUCCUGCAGAUCAGCAGUGACAGCAUGAAGAACCGGGCCCCUCAGGCCCCCAGGGACUUACCCUGGAAUUUCCUCAGGAAGCUGCAGGCUCUCAGCUCCGAAGCCCGGAGCACCACCAUGGUGCUGGACGCGCCCCCGGAUGCCAGGCCCGCAGAGAAGGAGAGCCAGAUGGAGGAGGAGAUCAUCUACUGGGAUGCGGCCGACGACCUCGCCGCGGACAUCUACUCCUUCUCUGAGCUGCCAACACCCGACACGCCCGUGAACCCCUUGGACCUUCUCUGUGCCCUUCUGUUGUCCUCGGACAGUUUCCUGCAACAAGAAAUCAUGCACAAGAUGUCUCUCUGCCAGUUUGCCCUCCCCCUUGUCCUGCCUGACUCGGAGAACCACUACCACACGUUUCUGCUGUGGGCCCUGAGGGGUGUCGUGCGGACAUGGUGGGCGCAGCCCCCACGGGGGGUGGGCAGCCUCCGCGAAGACAGUGCAGUCCUGUCGCGGGCACCCGCCGUCGCCUUCGUGCGCAUGGAGGUCAGCAGCAACUCCAAGUCCCAGCUCCUCAACGCCGUGCUGGGCCCGGGCCACAGGCCGCGGGACUGCUUUUGGCACCGCGAUCUGAACGUGGGCACCAACCCUCGGGAGAUCGCAGACGGGCUGGUGGAGGUCUCCUGGUUUCUUCCCAGCGGCCGGGAGGACCUGGACGUUUUCCCGGAGCCCGUGGCCUUCCUGAACCUGCGGGGCGACAUCGGGUCUCACUGGCUGCAGUUCAAGCUGUUGACUGAAGUGUCCUCCGCCGUGUUCAUCUUGACGGACAACAUCAGCAAAAAGGAGUACAAGCUGCUGUACUCCAUGAAGGGGUCGGCCACGAAGUACUACUUCAUCCUGAGCCCGUACCGCGGGAAGCGCAACGCCAACCUGCGGUUCCUCAACAGGCUCAUCCCGGUGCUCAGGAUGGACCACUCGCACGUGCUGGUGAAGGUCAGCAGCACCGAUGGUGCGGGCUUCGUGCGCAGGGUGCGUGCCAUCGUGGCUCACGUGGCGCGGGCCCCCUGCCGGAGGCUGUCCGUGGAGGAGAUGGCCCACGCGGCGCGCAAGCUGGGCCUGCGCGUGGACGAGGACUGCGAGGAGUGCCAGCGGGCGCGCGGCCGGGCGGAGCGCAUCACCCGGAGGGUCAAGGACGCGGACGCCUACCGCAGGGAGGAGCUGCGGCUGCAGGGCGACGCCUGGAGGAAGGCAGCCCAGGUGGAGAAGGAGCUGUGCCGGGCCCAGUGGGCCGGGGACCCCCCGGACAAGGAGCUGAGGCAGCGGCUGCUGGAGCUGCGGGCGCAGCAGCUCGGUCACGAGCCCGCCGGGGGCCUGCAGGAGUUCAUCUCGGGCAUCAGCGGCCCGGCCCCAGGCGAGAAGCUGUACUUCCUGAGGUGGAUGGAGUGGGGGCUGGCCCGGGUGGCCCCGCCGAGGCCGAGGCAGCCUCCAGAGACCAUCCUCACGCUGAGACCGAGGCACUGUGCGGCCGCGGAGUCCGGCGAGCCCCUGGGCGUGGAGCACUUCCUGCGGGAGAUGGGGCAGUUUUAUGAGGCGGAGAGCUGCCUGGUGGAGGCGGGGAAGCUGCCGGCCGCGCAGAGGCGCUUUGCCCACUUCCCGGGCUUGGCCUCAGAGCUGCUGCUGAAGGGGCUGCCCGUGGAGCUGAUCGACGGGAGCGCGCGGAGCACCCCACUGCGCUGGGUCUCGGGGCUCCUCCGGGAGCUGCACGCGCGCCUGGAGCGGAGGCCGCGGCUCGUGGUCCUGUCGGCGCUGGGCCUGCCGGGCACGGGCAAGUCCACGCUGCUCAACACCAUGUUCGGGCUGCGCUUUGCCACGGGGCGGGGCCGGGGGCCUCGAGGGGCCUUCAUGCAGCUGGUCUCAGUGGCGGAGAGCUUCAGCCAGGACCUGGGCUGUGACCACAUCCUGGUGAUAGACUCCGGGGGCCUGAUUGGCGGGGCCCUGGCCUCGGCCGGGGAGCGGUUCGAGCAGGAGGCCUCCCUGGCCACGCAACUCCUGGGGCUGAGCAACGUCACCGUGGUCAGCUUAGCCGAGACCAGGGACAUACCGCCGGCCAUUGUGCACGCGUUUCUGAGGUUGGAGAAGACGGGGCGCGUGCCCAACUGUCAGUUCGUGUGCCAGAACCUUCAUGACGCAUGUGCCCCCGGGCCCAGGCCGCGAGAGAGGAGGCUGCUCCUGGAUCCGCCCGGGGAGGCGGACAGGGCCGGGGCGCACACGGAGAGACCGGGUGGCGGCAUGCGGACGCUGGCGGGCCUGGCCUUCUGUGACCCCGGAAAGCAGCAUAUUUGGCACAUCCCGGGCCUGUGGCAUGGGGUACCUCCCAUGGCCGCGGUGAGCCUGGCGUACAGUGAGGCCAUUUUUGAGUUAAAGCGAUGCCUUCUGGAGAACAUCCGGAAUGGCCUGUCCAACCCCAACAAAAACAUCCAGCAGCUCAUUGAGCUUGUCAGGCGGCUCUGAGUGUCCGGGGGGAGGCCUGUGCCAGGGCCGGUGUCCUCACGGGGCCGUGCCUGGAGCCUGAGCGGGGCUGGCGGCCCCCCUGUGCGAGAAGGGAGAGAAGCAGAAGCUGGGGGCCUGGAGUUUCCUACACGGUGUUGAGGAAGGAGGUGACCUCGCAGCCCAGGCCGGAGGUGCUCUCAGGAGCAGAGUGGCCCUUGGCGGGGGCGCGACGCACCAGUGCUCUGUGUCCGGGCUCCCUCUCUGUGCCCCUGGAGUGCAGCCGAGACGCUGUCCCAAGGAAGCGGGGGCAGGCCUUUGGCGACUCCGUCCUGCCAGUUCGACUGCCCUGUCCCCCAGGGCCGUCUGUUUACACCUCCACCACACUCAGCCCAGCGCGUCCCUCCUGCCCAGCUCCCGAGUCUGCCCCUCUCCAGGCUGUGAGCUCCUUGAGGGGAGGGCUGUGUGUGACCCCACUCUGUCCCCCUGGGGCCUGGCAAGGGGCCUGGCACACUGUAGGCACUUAAUAAAUGUUUGUUAAAAGAA